This is a messenger RNA of Lotus japonicus, 613 nucleotides long. Its product is annotated as 60S ribosomal protein L27-like. Gene Ontology annotation, cellular component: cytosolic large ribosomal subunit; ribosome. The record is from RefSeq and is a predicted model, not a curated record. NCBI's taxonomy places the organism in Eukaryota, Viridiplantae, Streptophyta, Magnoliopsida, Fabales, Fabaceae. Gene Ontology annotation, molecular function: structural constituent of ribosome. The transcript has a single exon. Gene Ontology annotation, biological process: translation. The coding region runs from base 39 to 446 and encodes 135 amino acids.
ACACUGUUGAGAGAGACUUUGGGCAAAGCAGAGCAGAGAUGGUGAAGUUUCUGAAGCCAAACAAGGCCGUGAUCCUGCUACAGGGUCGCUACGCCGGCAAGAAGGCGGUGAUCGUGAAAACCUUCGACGACGGAACGCACGGCCGCCCCUACGGCCACUGUCUCGUCGCCGGAAUCAAGAAGUACCCGAGCAAGGUGAUCAAGAAGGACUCGGCGAAGAAGACGGGGAAGAAAUCGCGCGUGAAGGCGUUCAUGAAGCUCGUGAACUACCAGCAUCUCAUGCCCACGCGCUACACCCUCGAUGUCGACCUCAAGGACGCAGUCUCCACUAACGCCCUCGUUUCCAAGGACCAGAAGGUUACUGCUCUCAAGGAGACUAAGAAGCGAUUUGAGGAGAGAUUCAAAACUGGUAAGAAUAGGUGGUUCUUCACCAAGCUCAGGUUCUGAAUGAUGAGAAUGAGUUAGGCUGUUACUUUGUAAUGCUACAUUGGAGAUUUUUUUGUUACAAGUUUUAUGUUAUCAAAUUAAUUUGAUACAUGGUUAAGAAACAGAUUGCUGACUGGUUUUGUUGAAUUGAUCAGUUUAUUAAAGUGCAUCAAUCGUUCAUUUCAGAA